This is a messenger RNA of Symbiodinium necroappetens, 2907 nucleotides long. Lineage: Eukaryota; Dinophyceae; Suessiales; Symbiodiniaceae. The record is from the annotation of a GenBank genome assembly.
GACCGACGAACACUUCCUGGGCAGCGACGAUAUCUUGGCAGGGGUGCCGCAUCGCAAACUGUGGAGUGGAACCAACAGGAUGGUCGCUUCUUCUGGCCGAGCUGUGGGAAGUUCGUCUUCCGAGGUACACGGACUCACCUGCAGAACUCCUACUUCAUCGUUUCGGUUUUGACUGGAAAGCCUCCGGCGUUUCUCGCGGACAACGCGACUGUACAGAGAUUGGAGAAACAUGCGCCUGCACAACCUCACCGAGUCCUUGGCCGAUGUCUACUCAACCUAACUUCGGUAUUGGACAUGUCAGUAUUCCAGGGGAAGGUCAAGAGGUUCACGGCAGAUCAUGAUCGCUACAUUGUCGGUGAUAUCAACGGCAACGUCAAGUGUAUACUGCGUUCCAAGGGCAUGAAGGAGCCCGAGUUAGACUUCCGCACUAACCGGCCGGAGCAACUGAAAACUGCCACUACCGUGUCCCACUUGAACCGAUACGAGAGGUACUUAGUGGUGCGCAUCAAGAAAUGUGAAGCACUGCCCGUGGCGGACUUUGACACAAGCAGCUCAGAUCCAUAUCUGCGUUGCACCUGGGACAAUAUGGUCAUGCUUUCACCAGUCGUCAAGCAAUCCCUGCGUCCCGUUUUCAACCAGAGCUUCUACUUCCCUGUGAGGGUGGUGUUUCCUGAGAUGCGGAUGGGCUCCAAGGCAGAGAAGAAACACCAAGAUACAAUCCUCAAGUACGAAUUGACCAGCAAGGGCUUCGUGCAAAUUCAGGUGUGGGAUGACGACGUGACGUCAGCGGACUGCCUUGGUGGAUGUCAGGUUACCCUGGGUGACAUUCUGAACGUCAGGGCGACCCAGAAGCGCACCCUUCUGGGGCCGUUGAAAACAGAAAAGAAGGACGAGGAGGAGGAGGAGAAUGAGCUGGAAGAGAAGCAAGAACGACACAACCAGUGGUAUGAAGAGCCGAGGUCGGUGCGUGUGUAUGAUGGGAGCAAGACAGCCUUGGGCCAAUCAGCUUUGGCCAACAAAGAUGCUGCUCUCAUACAUUUCGAGGCUUACUUCUACCCAGAUUGGGCUGAAACUCUCCGCUUCGAAGAUGAAGUACAUGAGGCUGAUACUGAAUCUGUCUGGGCAAAGAAAGAAGAGGAAUGGACCGUCCGAAACCGGCAAAAGGCUGAAGACUAUGCUUUGCCUUUCCCGGAUUCAAUUGGAGCCAAGAGGCCAAAAGAGGAGAGCAUGAUGCAAACCGCCGACUCACUGCGACGUUUCCCCUGCAUCGGUCUCCAUCCGCUGACGCGUGUUGAAACGCCGCUGAUGGCAUUCGUUUCGCCGAUCAUUGUGCCGGAGGAAUGGAGCUUUCCCGCAAAGAUGCUUGAAUGGGUGCAUUGCUUAUCAUUCGAGAUUACCCAACGCCAAGCUCGCACAGGUCUUAUUCCGACUGACGGCUGGAAGGACCCCGAGUAUGUCCUGGCGCGACGCAAGGGAGCACCGCAGGACCACUCAGUCCUGCUUUGCUCGCUUUUGCUUGGCUGCAAAGAGGAUGCCUACGUCGUCAAAGGCACUGUCUACUCGAAAGAUCCUGUUGCCACUAUUGACAAGGCAGACCAACUCAUCGAGCACACCUGGGUGAUGACGCGCCAUAAAGGUUGGGUAACAUUCUGGGAACCUUGCAGCCGGCAGAUUUAUCACCUGCCAAAUCGUUACGACCCAAAGAAAGCGAGGAGAAGGAAAGCAGAGCCCACCUUGGGAAAGGAAGACGACAAAGAGGAAGACGAGGAAGAGGAAGAACAGGACGAAGACACAAAUCUGGAGAAGCAGCAGUGGGAAGGGGAAGCAGAAGAUUCCCGAGUCCAUUUGGAGGACAUGGAAAGUCUGCCCACUGUGGGGCGUAUGCCCAAGCCCAAGAUGCGUUCAGAUAAAGGCAAGAAGAAGGAUGAGGAACCGGGCCGUGAAAGGCUAAAGCGAGAACUCAUCGAGCAGCGUGAGGGCCUCCUCAUUGCUCCGAAACGGAAGAUGCUGCAGGAAGAUACCCUGGUGACGUGGCUGCCAUACGACUCCAUAGAGGUUGUGUUCAAUGACAAGAAUGCGUGGGCAAAUCGUCAGAACCACCAUCCAGCUUGCAUUGCAUACGACUUCGACGAUACAGAUGCAGAAAGCCCUCCGUGGGAACCAUUCCUUAGUGAUGAUGACGAAAAGAGCCUCCACUUCCAGCCGAUUUGCCCGAAUGUCUCGGUUCAGCCGGAACUGCGGCCAUCUAUCAUUGAUGAACUCCAGGCUGAUUUGCGUACGGAGAUGAUGCAGAACCUGCAGCUCUAUAGAGGCAAGAAAGGCAUGGACACCAUGUUUGACCACAACGAGGAGCUCAUGCACCAGCUGCGACUCUUCCUGGAGAUCCAUGAGCUUUGGAGACAGAUUGAUCCUGACAGUCCUUCUGCUUCCAGGGUCCUCGAGGGAUAUCGUGAGAUUCCAAACGACUACCCCCGGGAGCAGAUGACUGACCAGCAGAAGUUCUUCAACUUUGUUGGUCGAAUUCUAAACCUUCGAGUCUGGAAUCGGCACGGGUCUCCCUUCUUCGACAGUGGUUACAAGGAUUAUGCCAAAGAGCAGGAUCGCUUGUGGAAGUCGCUUGAGCGCUUGUGCCACGAUUUCCAGAAGAAGGAGGACAGUUUCCCCAUCAAGCGGGGGAAAAAGUUCAGUGGUCUUCCAGUGCAUUUUUGCACCUCCGAUCAAGAAAGUAUUCGACAAUACCUCAUGGAGAUCAAUGAGUAUAAGCAGAUCAUUGACACGGACGAAGAGGACGUCUUUUACACGAUCGAGUGCAGAAUCCUUGGUCGCCUUGGCGGGAUCCUUUCAGUCUGGCUUUACGUCGGCAUUCAGGAGCCUCAAAGAGAGACCGAUUUCGAUGAGGAGUUGUGA